AUGUUAAAACUGAUAAAUUACCAACCCUUUACAGUGAAAAAAGGGCCCAUUCUAUCAGGAAAUCAAGAAUCUGUGUCCGUUCCGGACUACUGGGAUCCUCAGGCACGAGAUAAGAGUGGCAAAGAAGUGGCCGUACAUCUUGUAACUCUUAAUCCUAAUAAUCCCAGGCAACAAAAGGAGAACAAAAAUAUCUCCGAUCAUUUUUAUCAGACAGCAGGAAAUCAACGAAUUCAACAUAUCCAGCGAGUUCAGAACCCAUCAUUGUUUAAGCAGUACCUCAUGAAAAAACAAAGUUUGGACGAGAAAAUUGGCAGUAAUGAGAAAUUCUUGUUCCAUGGAACGAGAGGUGACAAAGUAAGAGAAAUUAACAAGACAGGUCUUAAUAGGAGUUACGCUGGAAAUGCCCAUGGAGCAGUUUAUGGUAGAGGUGUUUACUUCGCUUUGAUGUCUGUCGGUUAUGCUCAAACAUUGGUUUUGACGGGACAAAGAUACAUUAUGGUUGUACCACCGCGGAAAGGAGGCAAUGAUUCUUACGAUUCUGUCGUCAACAAUGUAGCAAACCCGACAAUCUUCGUUUUGUUUUAUGACAAUCAGUAUUAUCCAGAAUAUUUGAUCACUUUUGUUUAA
Dendronephthya gigantea is the source of this 627-nucleotide messenger RNA. RefSeq names its product protein mono-ADP-ribosyltransferase PARP15-like. Bases 1 to 627 code for a protein of 208 amino acids. Lineage: Eukaryota; Metazoa; Cnidaria; Anthozoa; Malacalcyonacea; Nephtheidae. Gene Ontology annotation, biological process: negative regulation of gene expression. The transcript is spliced from 4 exons. Gene Ontology annotation, cellular component: cytoplasm; nucleus. The record is from RefSeq and is a predicted model, not a curated record. Gene Ontology annotation, molecular function: NAD+ poly-ADP-ribosyltransferase activity; transcription corepressor activity.